AUGCUUCUGGAGUCAACCCAUGAUUCGGACGCUCCGUGGGUGCGCCAUCUGCAGCGCUACGGACCGCUAGACCAGACAGAAGGCGUCGACUGCGGUCCACAGAAGGAGAAACGUGGUGCUGGCGACGAGCUUCGGCAUCAGGCUCUGCUUGCUGUUCUUGGCAGUCGCUCUCGACUUCCUCUUUUUCUCGCUGGUUCUUUCCCCAGAGGCAAGGAAGCAAACAAUAAGGUAGGUACGGAUAACAAAGGAGAUCACGAGGCAAGUCACGGGAAGGAGGACCCCAGCCGGCCUGGACAGAGUACCUUACUCGUACAGUCGAUUGCGCCAUAUGGACAAAAGGCACCAAUGCAUCACCAUGACCAUGACCAUGACCACCACCGCCAUACACGUGCGCUAGCCAAAGGACCAGCCAGGCACAAGGCACAGACAGGCACAGGCACAGGCACAGGCACGGGCAGACACGCGCGACAGACGACAUACUGUACAUACCUACUAGUGUACCAAGCAUCAAGCAACCCUCAUCCAUCCGACGGUCCCAGCGGCGCCAUGCAAGCCUUGAGUGGAACUACGGAGCACUUGUGCCUGUCUCCGCACAGAGCUGUCGCUUCUACAUACCAUCAGACUGGCGCUCCACAGCCUGCAGACGAGGCCAGGCCUUCUGGACGGAUCAGUGCGACCGCAACUCCACUAGCCAUCUCGCAACUCGUGCCCUGGGCAUUGGUAUACUGUGCAGAGCUUUUUUUAUUAAGAUUUGCAGAUGUAGUUAUAUGA
Molecule: messenger RNA, 771 nt
Organism: Trichoderma reesei QM6a
Lineage: Eukaryota; Fungi; Ascomycota; Sordariomycetes; Hypocreales; Hypocreaceae
Exons: 6
Coding region: 1-771 (256 amino acids)
Source: RefSeq, a predicted model, not a curated record